CAUUGAGGGUUUUCGUUAGGGUUCUACAUCCAAUUUCUUAGACGUAAUUCCUUUGCUUGAAUCAUGAGAUAUUUGUUGAGAAGAAUUUCUUUGCUAAAAGAUAAUGGAUUCACUCGUUUAGUAGCAUUGGCUGCUGGGGGAUCAGGAGUCGCCUAUAUGCUUGAUAGCAAAGAUUCUGAUAGGUCGAUACGAUUUUCCAUUCCAGUACCAUUGCGUUACACAUUAUCUUCAGCAUGGGGUACAGCAGACAUUGUGCCCGACUAUCCAUUUCCUUCCUUGGGUCCUUCAGGAUGUGGAAACCCUCCUAUAUCUUUUUGUAGUGCUAGCUCAGUGUCUGCAACUGAUGUAAAUAAAGAAGCGCCCUUCAAAGAGGCUAGUGAACCACCAAAACCCUGUUGUGGAUGUUUGGGCCGGGAUACAAUUGCCAAUGCAGCUGCUAGAGUAGGCCCUGCUGUCGUCAAUCUUUCAGUUCCAACAGGUUUCCGUGGGAUGAGCGUGGGGAACAGCAUUGGCUCUGGAACCAUAAUAGAUGAUGAUGGUACCAUAUUGACAUGUGCUCAUGUGGUGGUUGAUUUUCAAGGCUUCUCAUCUUCAUCCAAAGGAAAGGUUGAAGUGACAUUACAAGAUGGCCGUAGUUUUGAGGGUACAGUGGUGAACGCCGAUCUGCAUGCUGAUAUUGCUAUUGUGAAGAUAAAAUCUAAAACUCCACUCCCAACUGCAAAGCUUGGGUCUUCAAGUUCACUGCGUCCUGGUGAUUGGGUAGUAGCCUUGGGCUGCCCCCUUUCUCUUCAAAACACAAUUACAGCUGGUAUUGUAAGCUGUGUUGAUCGUAAGAGCAGUGAUCUGGGUCUCGGAGGAAUGCGGAGAGAGUAUUUGCAGACUGAUUGUGCCAUCAAUGGGGGUAAUUCUGGUGGACCUCUUGUUAAUAUUGAUGGAGAAGUUAUAGGUGUUAACAUCAUGAAAGUGAUGGCAGCUGAUGGUUUGAGCUUUUCUGUACCAAUCGACUCGGUUUCCAAAAUUUUAGAGCAUUUCAAAAGAAAUGGGAGAGUAGUGCGACCCUGGCUUGGUCUGAAAAUGCUUGAUCUAAAUGAUAUGAUUGUUGCUCAGCUCAAGGAGAAAGAUGUGACGUUCCCUGAUGUUAGCAGAGGUGUUCUUGUGCCUAUGGUAAGCCCAGGAUCCCCUGCUGAACGAGCUGGUUUCCGUCCAGGAGAUGUUGUCAUUGAAUUUGAGGGGAGGCCUGUUGGAAGCAUAAAAGAGGUGAUUGAGAUUAUGGGGGAUAAAGUUGGAAAACCGAUGAAAGUUGUGGUGAAAAGAUCCAAAAAUGAUUCUUUUACAUUGACCGUGAUACCCGAGGAAGCAAAUCCACAUAUGUAAAUGUUUGUUUGUAGUCGGCAUGCUUUUCUUUUACUUGGACAAGCUGAAGCCAACAUGAAGUUAGAAACAGGAAUGAAGUCGAAUGCAUUAGGU
Molecule: messenger RNA, 1467 nt
Organism: Cynara cardunculus var. scolymus (artichoke)
Lineage: Eukaryota; Viridiplantae; Streptophyta; Magnoliopsida; Asterales; Asteraceae
Product: putative protease Do-like 14
Exons: 11
Coding region: 64-1374 (436 amino acids)
Biological process (GO): proteolysis
Molecular function (GO): protein binding; serine-type endopeptidase activity
Source: RefSeq, a predicted model, not a curated record